This is a messenger RNA of Salarias fasciatus (jewelled blenny), 1230 nucleotides long. RefSeq names its product NAD(P) dependent 3-beta-hydroxysteroid dehydrogenase NSDHL (gene nsdhl). Gene Ontology annotation, molecular function: oxidoreductase activity, acting on the CH-OH group of donors, NAD or NADP as acceptor. The record is from RefSeq and is a predicted model, not a curated record. NCBI's taxonomy places the organism in Eukaryota, Metazoa, Chordata, Actinopteri, Blenniiformes, Blenniidae. The transcript is spliced from 7 exons. Gene Ontology annotation, biological process: steroid biosynthetic process. The coding region runs from base 21 to 1058 and encodes 345 amino acids.
UAACCUGCUCGCUUUUUGUGAUGGCUACACGUGUUCGACCGGGCAAUAAGCGAUGUGCAGUCAUCGGGGGCUCGGGCUUCCUGGGCAGACACCUGGUGGAGAAGCUGCUGGAUCGAGGCUAUUCAGUGUCUGUGUUUGAUAUCCGGCAGAGCUACGAGCUGCCAGGUGUAGUUUUUCACAUGGGAGAUCUCUGUGACAAACAGGCCCUACUGACAGCUCUGAAGGAUGUGUCUCUGGUUUUCCACUGUGCCUCCCCAUUCCCUGGGAGCGACGACCGGGCACUGUUUGAGAGGGUCAACAUUCAGGGCACGCAGACUGUUAUCCUGGCCUGCAUCGAGGCUGGAGUACAGAAACUGGUCCUGACGAGCAGUGCCAGUGUGGUGUAUGAGGGGACAGAUAUUAAGAACGGGAGAGAGGAUCUACCUUACGCCAAGAAGCCCAUCGACUACUACACAGCAACCAAGAUUCAACAGGAAAAGCUGGUGCUCGAGGCGUGCGACCAACAGAAGGGUUUCCUCACAGUGGCCAUUCGACCUCAUGGCAUCUUUGGUCCUCGAGACCCUCAGCUGGUUCCCAUCCUGGUGGACACAGCUCGCCGAGGCAAGAUGAAGUUUAUCAUUGGCGAUGGAAGCAACCUGGUGGAUUUCACUUUUGUGGAGAAUGUAGUUCAUGGACACAUCCUGGCUGCUGAGACCCUCAAAUCAAACUCCCCGAUCUGUGGGAAACCGUAUCACAUCACCAAUGAUGAGCCGGUUCGGUUUUGGGACUUCAUGUCUGAAGUGCUGGUGGGUCUGGGCUACGCCGCUCCUCGCUAUCACCUCCCCUACGCUCUGGUGUACGGACUGGCCCUGCUGCUGUGGCUGCUGACCCUUGUCCUCCGUCCUUUCGUGUCCUUCAAGCCGACGUUCACGCCGAUGAGAGUGGCUUUGGCUGGGACCCACCAUUACUACAGCUGUGAGCGAGCCAAAGAGGACAUGGGCUAUAAACCCGUCGUCAGCCUGAAGGAGGGGAUCGCGCGCACGGUGCAGAGCUACCCCCACCUCAGGCGAGGGGCUUGAUGAGGCAAGCGGUGAUGGAGAUGAUCAGGUUGCAGUGAAAAGGGACAUUUAAAAUGAUUUAAAAGAAAAAGCCUGUUGCGUUUCUUCCAGACAUCAUCAUCAUGGAUUUGUGUAUUCAUCAGUGAUCAUGAACAGUUUCCACCAGCAGAUGGCAGCAAAUUAUCUUAUUUAU